This is a messenger RNA of Ambispora leptoticha, 540 nucleotides long. Lineage: Eukaryota; Fungi; Glomeromycota; Glomeromycetes; Archaeosporales; Ambisporaceae. The record is from the annotation of a GenBank genome assembly.
AUGACAGGUCAUUCGUCGGCAACCAUUAAAAGUUAUAUGAAAUUGUUUAGGGAAAUGGUUGCUAGCACCCUUGAAGAUGACGACAAUAGGAUUGGCGGACCUAAUGUGAUCGUCGAAAUCGAUGAGACUAAAAUGGGUAAAAGAAAAUAUCAUCGAGGUCAUCGAGUUGAUGGGGUGUGGGUAAUUGGUGGAGUCGAACGGACAGAGGAAAAAGGAUGCUUCGUAGAAGUAGUUGCCGAUAGGACUGCUGAUACCUUACUUGAAGUUAUAUCCCGACAUGUUUUGGAAGGCUCUAUCAUAUAUACAGACAUGUGGCGGGGAUAUAAUGGGCUUGAAGGUUUAAACCCUGUAACUGGUGUUCAUACUAAUACUAUUGAAGGAUUGUGGAAUGGUUUGAAAUUGAGAAUCCCAGCCCGUGAUAGAACCAAGGAUGAAGUCACCAACCACCUCCAUGAAUUCGUAUGGAGAAAAAAAAAAAAUAAUAUAUGGGGUGGUUUUAUUAAUGCUUUAAAAACCACAAGUUAUCCCGAUCCUGAAUAA